This is a messenger RNA of Engraulis encrasicolus (European anchovy), 5356 nucleotides long. Its product is annotated as cdc42 effector protein 4-like. Gene Ontology annotation, cellular component: cytoplasm; membrane. Gene Ontology annotation, molecular function: small GTPase binding. Gene Ontology annotation, biological process: regulation of cell shape; positive regulation of actin filament polymerization; positive regulation of pseudopodium assembly. The transcript is spliced from 4 exons. Bases 1027 to 2427 code for a protein of 466 amino acids. Lineage: Eukaryota; Metazoa; Chordata; Actinopteri; Clupeiformes; Engraulidae. The record is from RefSeq and is a predicted model, not a curated record.
UCGCAUUGAGAUUGAAUACUCGCACAGGCUCUUAGGCUACACUGUAGCUUAUGUGGAGAGCUCUCUCUGGGCUGGUGCAAAGAAAACAUCGCGGAAAGAGCCAGGGUGCUUUUCCUUUCUCCCUUUACGAAGAAGACUCAAAACUUUCCAGUCACCAGCUGCUGGUGAAGCCUAUAUAGAGAGGACCUGGUGCUUCUAACAAAAGAGGAAUUGCAGUGAACUUGGCAGUCAAGAGGAUUCCCCAUUCACUGGCUUGGGAUUUUUUUUACUACCAACUACACUGCUACAACAAGGCGAGGCUGUUGAUACUCUGACUAAGGACUUACCAUGGCUCCGACCAGCAGACAGCACCCAGCUUCGGCAUCUUGACACCAGCACGCACACACACACACACAAGACACACACACACGCACACACACUCAGAAGACACACACUUCUGGUAUCUUGACGCCAGCACGCACACACACACAAGACACACACACGCACACACACUCAGAAGACACACACUUCUGGUAUCUUGACGCCAGCAUAUGCCCCAAAGGGCUGCCGAGGAAUCAACACAAACACAACCAGGAGACAAGAGUUGUCAGAGUUGUCAUCACACACACACCAAGGACUGGUGAAGAGACAAGGAACCUUUGACUUGGACUUACACACCCAUUAAGAGCUUUGGGUGCUUUUUGUUGUCCUUUUUUUGUUUGCGUUUUUGACCUCUAGUACCACUUUUUUAGAGCUUUUUUUUCUUUUGCACUUUUGGCAUUCUCAUAUUUUUGAGUGUGACUCAACACCACUUAAGGGCUUUGCGGUCUAUUUUUUACAUUUUUGUUGUGACUGGAACUUUUCAUUUAAGAGCUUUGCUCAGAGCCAUUUUGUUUGUUUAGUUUACUUUUGUGGACUUCAUUUGUAUCCUGCGACCCCCAUCCAUCCUUCACCUAUAAACAUCCAGCAGUUUUGUUCUUUUCUUUUUUCUUUUGUAUUUUUCUCUCUUUUUUUUCCCGUGGACGUAUUUUCCAUCCAUCUGUUGCCAUGCCGAUCCUGAAGCAGCUAGUAUCGGGCUCGUCCCAGUCCAAGCGGCGGUCCCGCGCCGACCUGACGCCCGAGAUGAUCAGCGCUCCCCUGGGCGACUUCCGCCACACCAUGCACGUGGGCCGAGGAGGGGACACAUUCGGGGACACCUCCUUCCUCGCCAGCAGGAGUGGAGAACCCCCCCGGCAACCCACCGACACCCUGCCGCCACCUCCACCACAGCAUCAGUAUCAGAUGUCACAUCCCCAGCAUCCCAGCCAGCCGCCACCCCCGCCUCCAGACUCCUCCCCCCCAACCCAGCACCACAAGCCCAGCCUUCUCUCCCGGACCUUCCGCAGCAGCAAGCGCUCGCAGUCGGUCAACCGAGCCGCCGACAAGCACAAGUCGUCCUCCUCCAUCAUGGUCUCCUCGGCAACGCCCACCAUGCUGCUGCCGGGCAACGGCUCCCCGACGCACGUGAAGACGGCCAUCUCGCUGCCGUACCUGAACGAGGGAGGAGGAGGAGGAGGUGCGCUCUCCUUCCCCAAAAGUGUCUCCUCCAGUCCGCUCAAGAGAGGUAUGGGAUCAUCGGGAGACGUGAUUGACGGCCGGAAACCGGCCAAUGGGGCGGCAGCUUCAGCGGCGGCCUUGGCCAUACAGGAGCCAGAUCUCCUGGAGGCGGAGCGUGAGCGUCGAUUCGGUGACCUCAGCGACCUCCCGCCCUCUCUACCCCGAGGCGGCGGCGGCGGCGGUAUGAAGCACGCGGAGUCCAUCAUGUCCUUCCACAUCGACCUCGGCCCCUCCAUGCUGGGAGACAUCCUCAGUGUCAUGGACAAGCCCGCCGCCUGGGACUGCGACGACAGCGACCUCGGGUUCGAGGACGGGCGCGGUUCGCCCCCGCUCAGCCCGCCCAGAGCAGCCGGAAACGGGGUCGGAGGGGGAGUCGAUCACCGUGCCAAUGGCCACGAUGACGUCGUAGGUGGUGGUGGUGGUGGUGGUGGUGGUAGAGGAGGCGGGGCGAGUAGUGAUGACAACGAGGCUCCGUCACCCCCUGCUCCAUCCAGGCCUCCUCGUAUCACCUCCUCCUCCUCCACCUCCACCUCCACUUCCUCCUCCUCCUCUCGCUAUGCGUCCAAUAAUGGUGGAGGAGCCGUCGUAAGGCCCCCUGGUGGCCAACACCUGGAUAGCUGCUCCGUGUCCAGCUCUGGAUCUACGGUGCAGGACGACAGAAUGAGCGGCAGCAUUGGCGGGCACAGUAACCAUGGAUACAGUAACCAGCGCAACCAGCUGAACCAUAGCAACCAGAGCGAAACGGACGGUGACAGCGCCCGCUUCAGCUCGCCGGGCCGCUCCACCACCAGGGAAGAGGAUCGAGACUUCUCCUUCAUGGAUGAUGACGACGAGGACGAGAUCCGGGUCUAGGUCGAGGACUAGGUCUCGGUCUGGGACCAAAAGAACCGGGUCUAGGGACAGGAGAGGUGAACUGGGCCUAGCAUGAGAUCUGGGUCUUGGGUUCAGUGCUGGGAUGUGAAAGUGGCAGUGACCUUUAUUCAUGGGCAAUGGGUAUGGGUGGGUUGGGAAGAGAUCCGGGUGAAGGUGCUGAGAACUAGACUUUAUGAACAACUUGGAAAGAGACGGGUGGAAGGGAAAAAUGUGUAGGACUGAUGUGAGGAGAAUGAAGUCUUGGGGAACUUGUAUGUGUGGGCAACAUGGACUUUUACGGGCAGGGCUCUAAAUUAACACUAGCCAACCGGCCAAAUGCCUGGUGAAAUUUCAGUUUGACUGUUAAAAAUGACCAAGUUAUUGGCCACUUUUACCAUUAAUGAGUGUCUAUUUGGCUAGUACGAUCAAUGUAUACCAGCCAUUUUGGCUGGUGGUGAAAAAAAAGUUAAUUUAGAGCUUACAGAUAGUAAUGAGGAGUAAAAUCCCAAGAUGAUGGAGUGGUAGGCAUAAGGAGAGGGACUAUACAUGUAGAUUCCAAGGAGGAAGAGGUAAAUUGUGUUUUUUUUCUACUGUUUGAGGGGUGAAGGACAACAAAUAUGUGACCUUGCAUCCUCACCUGGCAUGAGACUGAACGAAAUGAUGAAGAAGGGCUGAUGGAACUGGAAGAGGAUGGAGAAUCAUGAAGAUAUUUUGUCUAUAGGACCGCACGACUUUUGUGGCCAUCGGGAACUUUUUCAGCACACUCGUUAGUAUAAAUGUCAUCACCCUUACCAUUACCACUACAGCCAACACUCCUUUGUGUGUGUGUGCAUGCAUGCGUCUGUAAAACACAUGCUACAAUAUGGAUUCUGUGGUGCUGAGGUUUUCCCCAAGUAAUUCUACUACUAUGAUUUUAUGUUUCUUCUACAUGGUCAUAUUAUGGUAAUACAGUGUUGAUCACUGACCCUAACUGGACGUUGGAUGGGCUAUGGACAGGACACACCAAGACACCUCCGAUCCCCGUUCCCACAAACCCACCUUCUUUGUCCGCACUCCAAAUCUAGUAUGGUCACCUAUUUUUGGGGCAAUUGGAUUGCAAUGACCUAUGCAGCAUGCACCGCAGACCAUGGGCACUCCAAGACAAAACACCACCAACACCCUUUCCCACACAGUCCUAGCUUUGGCCACGCCCUCCUAGUGAUGCAACACCUUCAGCGUUGCUACUAGUCAGGCCAGGAGCAAUACAAAUAUCGUUUCUGAGCUCCGGAGAAAUCGGGAACCUCCACCCACUUUGUCUGAAGCCAGUCAACUUUGAGCAGCUCCAACAGCCCUGGGUAGAGGCAUGUUCAAGGCAGUGACGCGGUUUAAGCAGAGACGUUCUAUUGGGACUAAGAAAAAGUUUUGGUUUAAGAAUUCGGCAUAGCUUUUUCUGACCUUGACUAGUAGCAAACCAGGCAAACACAGUCCCACUCUGUCUACAGUAUGGUCUCCAAUAUUCUGGUCUAUUGGACUGCAAUAACCUAGAGCGCAUUCUUGAUGGACCAUAGACACUCCGAGACGUCACGCCUUCAAGCCAUUUCCCAUAAUUCAUCUCUGUCUUUCCAGUAUAUCCUCUGUGUUUUCUAUGGUCCCUCAUUCUGGCCAACGGGAUCAUAAAUGGUCAGUUGUUGGCUGCCCACAUCCUAGCUCCUUUAAUUGGCUAUGUUGAUGUUUUAGAACUUCUGUUUUAGCCAAUGACAGGGUUUGCCUCUAUGUACGUCCAUCUUUAUACAGCCUAUGAUUGGCUGAUGGCUCAUACCUCCAAGACUGUUGACCAAUCAGACUCCAAGGCACAGUCAGCUUCAGAAUCCUUUGCCUUCAUAACACUCUUGUUGUCUUGAGACAAUAGACUCCAUUCCACUACAGACUACACAUACACUACACUAAAUGUACACUACGCUAGUCAGUAACACAUCCUAAAUUAAAGUGCCGUUGCCUGCCACCUACUGUAAAAGAUCAUGAAGAUGGACACACACACACACACACACACACACACACACACACACACACACACACACACACACACACACACACACACACACACACACACACACACACACACACACACACACACACACACACACACAGGACUGACUCGGUAAAGACAAGGCUGAUUGGGUAAAGUCAUAUGGUUUAUUGUACCAAGUACAUUUUUGUCUGACAGAGUCUGUCAGUCCAUGUAUUAUAUGUAGGUAGUUUCUGUUCUACUAAAUAUUUACAGUGAGAGUGUACAGUUUGCUGGCAUUGGGUUGUGUGUAUGUGUCCAAGUUUUCUUACAAGUUCACCUGAUUUUUUUUCUCUUUCAAGUUGUAUAUACAGAUGCAUCAUCAUGUCAUUUACUGAGGUCUGACCUAGAGCAGCCCAAAUGAUGGACUUUUAAGUCACCAACUAAUACAGCAUUGCACGUUGGGAAAUGCAGUCUACAGAAUUGCAUUUUGGGAAAUAUUGUGUGUGUAUAUAUAACCACAUUAAGUCUUAUCAAUUCACACUUUAAUUUUGUAAUGUAGGAUAUUCUCUGAUAUACCAGCACUUUGUGUGCACGGAUGUGGAGUAUACAGGUACCUGGGUUCAAAUAAUUGCCAAAUGACAUUUGGAGGUUGAUUUCUCAUAUUGUUCUUUAUUUUUUCCAUGGCAGUUCCAUCCGUUUGACUCACUACAGUACAACACAGCUCUCAGUCGCUAUGGAUAAGGAAAUAUAAAACACAGUCACAAAUGUACAGUAUCUACAUGUCUUAAUUAUUGAGUGUGAGUGUGUGUAUUGUUGCUACUUGCACAUGUAUAAAUUAUAGGUGGCCUUUAUAGAUACACAUUGCUGGAUAAGGUGACGAGCAUAGACAUGAGGUACUUGGGCGUGGGCGUGCAUGCGUGCGUGCCUGCGUGCGUGCCUGCG